AUGUACGCCACUGUUGGAAGAAGGAAGAAGUGGGGCCGAAGCGGUACAGAAGGAAGAUUGAUAGAUUUAUGCAGUAAACCAAAAGUUGACUACGCGAAUAUUGCCUUUCUGGAAAAUUUUGGCGGUCGCCAAACACCUCAAUUGAACUUAUCUCAAUGUUGUGCGCCGAGUGAUUGUCCACAACUGAGUUCAGAGAUAGAAGAUUGCCAGAACCAAAGCAUCCAACUGUUAAUUUCUCUCGCAGGACAACCGAACCUUACUUCCAUCGAUGAUGCUCGUGAAGUGGCAUCCUGUCUCUGGAACUGUUUCAUAGGUGGUUAUUCAGACUCUCAUCCAUUAGGCAAAGCUGUUUUAGAUGGUGUAGAGUUUCAUAUCCAUAGGGGAAACCCGGCAUCCUUGGACGAUCUUGCUCGGGCACUAUUGGAAUACAAUACCCUGGAGAAGAAGCAGAUGUACUUAGCUGCCGCACCGGAAUGUCCUCUGCCUGUUCAUGCUCUUGACGCUGUUAUCAGAAUUCAGAACUGGCUUUCUUGA
Molecule: messenger RNA, 534 nt
Organism: Coffea arabica (coffee)
Lineage: Eukaryota; Viridiplantae; Streptophyta; Magnoliopsida; Gentianales; Rubiaceae
Source: RefSeq, a predicted model, not a curated record